Messenger RNA from Candidozyma auris, 1464 nucleotides. RefSeq names its product sphinganine kinase (gene LCB4). The record is from RefSeq and is a predicted model, not a curated record. The coding region runs from base 1 to 1464 and encodes 487 amino acids. Lineage: Eukaryota; Fungi; Ascomycota; Pichiomycetes; Serinales; Metschnikowiaceae. Gene Ontology annotation, cellular component: cytoplasm; intracellular membrane-bounded organelle; membrane. The transcript has a single exon. Gene Ontology annotation, biological process: sphingosine biosynthetic process.
AUGUCAACGGAAAUGCUUCUUUCAACGUUCGUUCGUCACGGCACAAUCACCGACACGGGCAUUCUGCUCCAAGGGCCCUCUUCACCAAACCACACCAAUACCUCGAGCACGUUGUCGUCUGUGUGCUGCUGGAGCACCGAGUCCGAAGCAAGCGCAAUUUACGAUAUUCCGUACGAGAACAUCAUCUGGUGCGAGCAGGCCAACGACGACAGCGUGGUGAAGGUGUUCUAUGUGGAAGAUGCCGGGAAAAAAAUCAAGGUAAGAAGCAUGCUAGUGGAUCUAGCGUAUGCGGUGGAAAACGACACCAUCGUCGAUUCUGUGUUGAAAAGGGCCUACCGGGGCAGCGUGGUGGCGCCGCUGAUCUUGGUUGUGCUAAACAGCUUUGGCGGAAAGGGCAAUGCUCGAGAAAUCUACCGGGAAAAAAUCUUGCCUGUGCUCGAGGCCGCCCACGUCAACAUCACCUACCAAGAAACCACCCACCACAGACACGCAGUUGAGCUUGGGCGCGAGCUCGACGAAAGCAAAUACGACGUGAUAGCGUGUUGUCUGGGGGACGGAGUGCCGCACGAGAUCAUCAACGGAAUCUACGAAAAAGACGACCGUGGCGAGGCAGCGUUCGAUAAGGUGGCCAUCACGCAGCUCCCGUGUGGCUCGGGCAAUGCUCUCUCGUUGAGCACCCACGGCACCAACGACGCCUCGGUGGCAGCGUUCCGCAUGCUCAAGGCCCAGCGCACAAAGAUGGACGUGAUGGCGGUGACGCAGAAAGUCGAUGGAGCCGACCAAACUCGCCUCAGUUUUAUGUCUCAGGCGUACGGGCUGAUAGCCGAUGCUGACAUUGGAACCGAACACUUACGGUGGAUGGGACCCAUCCGCUUUGAGAUUGGCGUGGCCCACAAGUUGGUUACCAGGGCCAAGUACCCGUGUGACUUGUGGGUGCACUAUGGGUGUGAGGGCGAAGAGGUGAAGAGACACUUUGACAAGCACACCAAGUUGCAAAACACCAAUGUGAGCGAGAGCCCCAAAAAGGCAGGGUACCCAAGUCUCGAUGACGAGCCUCCCUCCGAGUGGGAGAAGUUGUCCAGUGAUAUCUGCGACAACAUGAACAUCUUCUACGUGGGCAAGAUGCCCUACAUGUCCGACCAGGCCCAGUUUUUUCCUGCUGCGUUGCCUCAAGACGGGAUGAUGGACAUGUUGGUGACAAAUGCCAAAGCGCCGCUACUUCACAUGGUGGGUUUGUUCACAAAAAUUGACCAGGGGGCCCAUGUCCACUCAGACGAGGUGAUUCAUGCAAAGGUGUUUGGAUACCGCUUGGUGCCAAAGGUAAAAGACGACAAGACCCACUACAUAUCUGUGGAUGGAGAGAACUUCCCGUUGCUGCCGAUCCAGGUGGAAGUGAUACCACGGGCGGUGACUGUGUUGCUUCAGAACGGCCUGUACGUGGAGACUUGUUUUACUGGGAGUUAG